AUGUCGAAUAUUGUCUGGAAUCAAGAUGCGGACGGGGGUUUGAGCUCUUGGCGUCCCGUGCAUCAGAUGCCCGCAUCCCAUGCAUCGAAACGGACUCACACCGAUGCCGCAGGUCGCGAUCAAUAUCGUCUUCAGGAUGGGGGCUGUGCAACCGACGACGGGGGUGGUUGUAAGAUUUCGCACCACGAGUGGGAGACUUCGAGUGUCUUGGGCGGGAAGAAUUUCGUCGGCCAGCCUCGUCCUUCCGGCGGUCUCUCCCUCGUCGCGGUGACCUUCGGCCUGCUCUACCGCGACCUGGGAAACGUCCUCGGCCCCGUUUAUGAGGAAAACCUCGCUCAGAGUCGUCACCCGGCCUACUAUACGGGUGACGAGGAGGUUCUUGAUCCCGCUCGAUCGGCCUAUCAACCUCCAGAGAAUGGUGCGAGUCUAGAUCGGGAUGCUCAGUCGGUUUGGGCGAAGAGUGACGACCAAAGUUCUGGCUUGGUUGGAAGUCUGACGGUGGAGGACCAGGGGAGGCUAGAGCCGACGCAGUACCAGGGGAAAAUUCACGGUGUGAACGAUGUUCUUCGUUAUCCGCUUGCGCGAAAGAACGCGGUGGCGGCGACCGUCCUAAGUGGUCGGGUCCGCCCCCUUUGGGUCGGCGACGACGUUGUCGUUCACGGUAUCUCUCCCUCCCCCUAUCGCGGUGCGAUCCUCGAGAUCUGUGCCUUUCCCGAUCUCGUUGGUCUGUAG
Aspergillus bombycis is the source of this 732-nucleotide messenger RNA. RefSeq lists its product as uncharacterized. NCBI's taxonomy places the organism in Eukaryota, Fungi, Ascomycota, Eurotiomycetes, Eurotiales, Aspergillaceae. The record is from RefSeq and is a predicted model, not a curated record. The transcript is spliced from 3 exons. Bases 1 to 732 code for a protein of 243 amino acids.